Messenger RNA from Cucumis melo (muskmelon), 2519 nucleotides. RefSeq names its product gibberellin receptor GID1B. The transcript has 2 exons. The record is from RefSeq and is a predicted model, not a curated record. The coding region runs from base 867 to 1895 and encodes 342 amino acids. Gene Ontology annotation, molecular function: gibberellin binding; hydrolase activity. Gene Ontology annotation, biological process: positive regulation of gibberellic acid mediated signaling pathway; raffinose family oligosaccharide biosynthetic process; floral organ morphogenesis. NCBI's taxonomy places the organism in Eukaryota, Viridiplantae, Streptophyta, Magnoliopsida, Cucurbitales, Cucurbitaceae. Gene Ontology annotation, cellular component: nucleus; cytoplasm.
AUUUGCCAUUAGCCCAUUCUUCCGUUCGAACCUUUCCAUUUUCAUAACAUUGACUGAGCUCCAUAACCCAUUUUCCUUCUUUCUUUCUCUUCUUCUCUCUCAAGAACAAAACCCACAUUUAAAUUUUGAGUAAAAAGGAGAAGAAAGAUGAAAUCAAGGAGAAAUUUGUGAUUUUUUUUUUAAAAAUAGAGGAACCCCAUUUGAAAAAUUUGUUUAAUUUUUUUUUUUUUUUUAUAUACACAAAUUGGAAUUGAAAUGGUAGGUCCCUUAUGAACAGUUUAAUUCGGCCGCCCGAUUUGUCGUCUCUCUCGUCUCCGUCCACCACCGUCGUUUCCUUUCUCUUCCCUUUGCGAUUUUGACCAUCAAACACUAUCUCUCUCUUUCUCUCUUUUCUCUCUCUCUCUCUCUCUCUCUCUCUCUCUCUCUCUCUCUCUCUCUCUCUCUGUACUUUGUCUUUCUUUUAUUUCUCUAUUAUCCUUCCCUUGAUCUCCCUGCCUUUCUGAGCGCUCUCUGUUCCUCUUAUUUCUGAAAGGAGCCGUCUCUUCAAUGUCCAGUGAAGAACCCAAAACGAGGAAUCAAUCAGAGAGAGAGAGAAAAAAAGGGUGUAAAGGGUCUUGUUUAACUCCAAUAGAAGUACUGUCAAAAGGGUUUUGUUUAACUUCAAUCAUCGCUUUAGAUUGAUUGAGGAACUUGGAGAAGAAGGGGGGGUUAAGGUUUGGGGUUAAGGGGAGAAACCCAUUUUGUUGUUUGUUUGUAUUGUUAUGAGAAUCAGAAGUUUGUUGAUGCUUCUUUGAGUGAAGAUCACUGCCUCUGUUCUUAACCCUUGUUUGAUUUUUGGGUUUUGGGUGUGAAGAAAGGAGGGGGAGAUGGCUGGGAGUAAUGAAGUCAACCUUAAUGAAUCUAAGAGGGUUGUUCCACUGAAUACAUGGGUGCUUAUCUCCAAUUUCAAGCUAGCUUACACCAUCCUCCGCCGUGCGGAUGGAACAUUCAACCGUGAAUUAGCCGAGUAUCUUGAGCGUAAAGUUCCAGCGAAUGUGUUUCCGGUUGAUGGGGUUUUCUCAUUUGAUCAUGUCGAUCGAGCUUCUGGCCUUCUCAACCGAGUUUAUCAGCUGGCCCCAGAGAAUGAAGCUAAAUGGGGCAUCAUUGAUCUUGAGAAGCCUUUAAGCACUACAAAAGUUGUUCCUGUCAUUCUGUUUUUUCAUGGUGGCAGUUUUGCUCAUUCAUCAGCCAACAGUGCUAUCUAUGACACCUUUUGCCGCCGGAUUGUAAGCGUUUGCAAGGCAGUUGUAGUCUCGGUUAACUACCGGCGAUCGCCUGAACACCGAUAUCCAUGUGCUUACGAAGAUGGCUGGACUGCUCUCAAAUGGGUUAAAUCAAAAACAUGGUUGCAAAGUGGGAAGGAUUCCAAGGUUCAUGUGUAUUUGGCUGGAGACAGUUCUGGUGGCAACAUUGCUCACCAUGUUGCAGUGAAGGCAGCUGAAGAAGACAUCGAGGUACUAGGCAACAUCCUUCUUCACCCUAUGUUUGGAGGCGAAAAGAGAACCGAAUCGGAGAAGAAACUCGAUGGUAAAUACUUUGUAACCAUUCAAGACCGAGAUUGGUACUGGAGAGCUUAUCUCCCUGAAGGAGAAGACAGAGAUCAUCCAGCUUGUAACAUUUUUGGCCCCAAAGCCAAAAGCCUAGUAGGACUUGACUUCCCUAAAAGUUUAGUUGUCGUUGCCGGUUUGGAUCUAAUGCAAGAUUGGCAACUCGCAUACGUGCAAGGCCUAAAAGACUCCGGUCAUGACGUGAAACUCCUCUUCCUCGAGCAGGCGACAAUCGGGUUUUACUUCUUGCCAAACAAUGAACAUUUCUACUGUCUAAUGGAAGAGAUAAACAACUUCAUCAACCCUUAACUGUUAAUACAACCAGUUAACUUUACAACCCAAAAAAGAGGAAAAAGAAAAGUAAAAAAAAAAAAAAACAACAAAAAAACAAAAGCUGCCACACCUAACAGAAGCUUUGACAUAUAUAUGACUUGGGUUUCUUUUCUUCCUUUUGUUGUAAUGCUUUGUAGUUAUAUAUAUAUGAUAUAAUAUGAUAUAUAUAUUUAUAUAUAUAUAUAUAUAUAUAUAUUUACUUACAAUAUUUUACCACUUAUGGUACUUAAUUAACAUCUUGGGGUUCUGCUUCUUUGCUGCUGCUGCUGCUUAUUGAUAGUCAGGAGCUAAGUGGCCAAAUUCAUAGAGCUGAGAUGAGAAGAAUGAAGAGUCUGAAAGAGCAGAAAGUUCAGAUGCCAUAAAUCCCAAAAAGUUUGCCUGCCUGACUCUUCCAGCCAUCAAACAAAGUGAGUGUGUGAAGUGUAGGGGUAAAUUUUUGUUGGUUUCUCAAUCUUUUGAGGAAGAAAAAUAUGGGCAUUCUGAUUGAUUAGCACUAAUUUUUCACAAACUAAGGUUUGGAGUAUGGUCCAUCUUUUGUUUGUGAAUUGUAUGUUAUACUUGUGGAUUUAGAUCUAAAAUAUAAAGGUUUUUGUUUGUGUA